Molecule: messenger RNA, 1022 nt
Organism: Cyprinodon variegatus (sheepshead minnow)
Lineage: Eukaryota; Metazoa; Chordata; Actinopteri; Cyprinodontiformes; Cyprinodontidae
Gene: dus1l
Product: dihydrouridine synthase 1-like
Exons: 8
Coding region: 21-1007 (328 amino acids)
Biological process (GO): tRNA processing
Molecular function (GO): flavin adenine dinucleotide binding; tRNA dihydrouridine synthase activity
Source: RefSeq, a predicted model, not a curated record
CUCCGUUGAAGGCAGCUGUGAUGGCCAAGCUUCAGGGCUUCGAGUUUUGGAGGAAGACCUUGAAGGAGGCGCGUUUUGUAGUGGCGCCGAUGGUGGAUCAGAGCGAGCUGGCCUGGCGUCUGCUGAGCAGGAGACACGGCGCUCAGCUCUGCUACACGCCUAUGCUGCACGCUCAGGUAUUCGUCCGGGACGCCAACUACAGGAGAGAAAACCUUUACAAUGAGGUCUGUGCUGAGGACAGACCUCUCAUUACUCAGUUUUGUGCCAAUGACCCUGAGGUGUUCCUCCAGGCUGCCCUCCUGGCCCAGGACUACUGCGACGCCAUCGACCUCAACCUGGGAUGUCCUCAGAUGAUCGCCAAGAGAGGACACUACGGAGUUUUUCUGCAAGAUGAAUGGGAGCUGUUGAAGAGGAUGGUGAGUUUAGCCCAUGAGAAGCUCUCUGUGCCGGUCACCUGUAAGAUCAGAGUCUUUGAGGAGAUUGAGAAAACGGUCCGCUACGCUCAGAUGCUCGAGGAAGCCGGAUGUCAGUUGCUGACCGUUCACGGCCGAACCAAGGAUCAGAAAGGAGCCAUGACGGGGAUCGCUAGCUGGGAGCACAUUAAAGCUGUCAGGAAAGCAGUGAGUAUUCCAGUCUUUGCCAACGGUAACAUCCAGCAUCUGAGUGAUGUGGAGCGCUGCAUUCAGGAGACCGGAGUUCAGGGGGUGAUGAGUGCAGAGGGGAACCUCCAUAACCCGGCGCUGUUCGAGGGCCGCAGCCCCCCUGUGUGGGAGAUGGCAGAGGAAUACCUGGAGGUGGUAAAGCAGCACCCUCCAUGCUCGCUGUCCUUCAUACGAGCCCACCUCUUCAAGCUCUGGCAUCACACGCUGCAGAUCCACCAGGACCUGAGGGAGGAGCUGGCGAAGGUGAAGACCCUGGAGGGUUUAGCCCACAUAAGCUCACAGCUGAAGCGCCGCUGCCAGGUACGGCACCAUAAAGAAGGAAAGCUCCUAAUUUCUGGAGGUUAAAAAGCCUCACAUUCA